UGGGGUCGGUUGGAGUCCGGGCAUGGCCCGGAGCCGCCUGGCUCUGCUGCUGCCAGCACUGGUGCUCUCAGGUCUGGUGUCCCUUGCCCAGAUCUACCCGGACUACCAGUACUUUGGCCAGCUGGGUGAAGGUGACACCUGGGAGCAGCUGAGGCGAAAGGGUAAACCAGCAGUGGAAGACUCAUUUCUAGGCCCGUGGGGGAAGUGGCGUUGUUUUUGCCAUCUGGGUAAACAAGGACGCAGCCGUCAGGUGCUGCGCACAGCACCAGUCCCCAUGUUCAUGGACCGAGAGAACCUGUUCCAGAUGAGGCCAUGCCGGCAACAGGAUUGUUCAUCUUGCUCCCGGACAGACUGCAACUGGAGGGCCUGAGCAGAGUCACUGAGGGCCAGGCUCCAGAGGCCACGGGGCGGAGCUUGCAAAGUGACCCCGCCCGCCCUGGAUUUCAAACCACGC
This is a messenger RNA of Psammomys obesus (fat sand rat), 454 nucleotides long. It is a transcript of the gene Thsd8, whose product is annotated as thrombospondin type 1 domain containing 8. Bases 23 to 370 code for a protein of 115 amino acids. The transcript has 3 exons. The record is from RefSeq and is a predicted model, not a curated record. Lineage: Eukaryota; Metazoa; Chordata; Mammalia; Rodentia; Muridae.